AUGAGGCCCGACCACGAAGGUACGCCGUUUCUUUCAAACAAUAUAUUUAUAUCACGCUCACGAAGCGGUCUCUCUCUCUGAAAAAUGACUCGAGCAUCGUGUUUUUCAAUGUUGUCACAGGCCGGGACGGUCCUUAAACGACCAGGGAACCCUGAAUCUGUCCGAGUCCCUAUUCUCUAAAAUGUCUACAAGUUGUGGCCGUGGCCGGGAAAAAAUCUAGGCCAUGGAAUCUUUUUUGCAUUUGGCACAGCAUUCACAAAAAUUAGCGGAUUGUCAAAGUGCCAGGAUGUAAUAUUAUCAGCAGGGAAGAGUUUUCUAGGCCACGGCGAUAACUUUAACUGCUUCUGAGAAUUGGGAAUCAAAGAGUGAACAGACACAAAGACAUUUGAGGGUUCUCUGAUCCUUCAAGCGCACGUUCAACGGUCCGGUCCGGCCUGGCGUUUCUUCAUCACAAUUUGUGGCAUUGAUGACAAAAAUGACGCAAAUCGACAAUUUUUCACCUAAAACAAUGAAAAUCGAUUUAAAAAAAUGCAAAUUCGGGCAGGAACCGGGGCGGCGAGAGAAAUUACAUGCACGUUGUUUCUCGAUAACUUUUGUAUACAGAACGCCAACUCAAGCAACAUAAGUACAAUCAAAUUGAAGUUUUCAUCGUUGUCAGAAUCGUAAUUUCCGAAUUUCGCUAUCCUUCUCUUCAAUCUUGUUGCUCGGCGAGCAAUCUGAAACGUUUCUCGGCGAGCACGGCGACCAAAAGUAUAGAAAUUUUCAGAGAACUUUCGCUAUUUUCGAGUCAAAUAUCGAUGAAAGAAGACAUUUAGAAAGGAAAACAGCGCUCGAGCCGUUUCCCGCAUAUUUCGCAACAGUCCUUUCGAGCAUUUUCAGCACAAAACUCGAAAAUCGAUACGGCUUUUUUAAUUCUCAAUGAAAUUUGCUCGUUUUGAGCCGAAAAUGUGCGCAAUGAUUAAUUUCACAGAUUUUUGCAAGUACGGCGUCGAAAUCGUACGGAAUUUGGAUCUUUCUUGACGAAAAACGAAAAGCAUGACAAAUAAGGUGUAUAUUUGAAUUUUGCGUUAAAAUGAUGAGAAACCGUGCUCGCUAGGCUUUUUCUACACUUUUGGUCGCCGUGGAGAGUAAGCAUGACGGUUCAACGACAAGUUCCUUCCGUUUUCGAGCAUUCGUGUCGAGCGACCAGCGUUUUCUGCGCUUUCAAGCUGAAAAACAAGUAAAUGAACGUGCUAACAUAUAAAAAAGCAAGUGUAUGACGAGGAAAUACGACAAUUCGGGUUAGAAAACUGAAAAAGCGGCUGCAAAACGUUGAGAAUCGCAGGUUUUUGUGCUUGAAAUUAGAACGCGUCGAGUUGUGCGUCAUGCGUGCCGGAAACGCGCCAGCUGCGCCGCUUCGGUGCCAACAGUCUCCUUAUUUCCAGGAAAAUAGCUUUAAUGAAAAAGCAUUGAAAAAUGACGAGAAUUAACAUAAAAUACGUAGGAGAAACAGAAAAGUUUGCAGAUGUAGUCACCACGAAAAGCACGUCGAAAUGGACGAGGAUAUGGGCGUGCGUGGCCGUCUUCUUCAUUAUUCUCUUCCUUUUAGUACUAGGCGCCGCUAUUUAUUUCUAUAUCAACUACAAGGACAGCUCAGACGUCUGUCUCACUCCCGGAUGCAUUAAAACUGGUUAGCACUUUUUACAAAUCCCAAAAAAGCCUCCAGUUGGACUGGGAUUUUAGUUUAUAAAUUUUAUCGAAGCACACUUUCAGCGUCGGUGAUAUUGUCGUCGAUGAACGCGACAAUCGAUCCGUGCGUCGAUUUCUACGAAUUCGCGUGCGGACAAUGGAUAAAAGGCCAUCCGAUUCCGGACGAUGCACCAAGUGUUUCCAAUUUCGAAAAUUUGGGGCAGGAUCUGGAAUUCGCGUUGAAAGGUUAGUUUCUAAAGGACCAUGUGGCCUAGAAAACUCGGAAACUCUUCCCUGCUGACAAUAGGACACCCGUGCUCUUUGACAAUCUGUUAAUUUGUGUGAAAGGCCCCAUGGUGGCCUAGGAGUUUUCUAGGCCACUGCCACAACUUUAAGUGGCAUUUCGUUCAGAACUGUUGGAAGAGGACGAAGAAUUGUACGAGUACGAGACGUCGGCGGUCGGCAAAGCCAAAUAUUUCUACAAUUUGUGUCUGAACGAAUCGGAAAUUCUCGAAAACUGGCGGACGACGUUCGACGAGGUCGUGAAGAGUUUCGGCGGUUGGCCGAGUCUCGGACACCCGCUCAGUCGGGACGCCUCCAUCGAAAUGUUGUACGGUCAGUGUGCAAUUUGAUCGGCUUUUGAAACAGAAAAACUAGGGAAAGUUUAGUCGCUCUAAAAAUAGACUUGUAACUGAACUGACAGUACCAAUACCAUCGAAAAACGCAUGAAAACUUACCUAGAACUAUGAUUUCUCAAAAAAUUUGUACCUCGAACCUACCCCUAUCUUUGGGGCCUUAUAUCUCGAGAACCAGGGAUUAUUUCAACAAGUGGUCAACAGAGAAAUUGUUGUAAAUUGUAUGCUCUACAACUUUGUAAUUGAUCAUUUCAUCUCAACACGCCGCAUUUUCAAGUUACAAGCAUUUUUCUCAACAGUACUUUAAAAGUGACACUAACUUCCAUUUCAGGGCCACUUUGAGCCCCCAAAUCUGUGUUCCACUACUGACUUGUGUAAUUUUUCACGCUCUAUCCGAUGAUACUUUCGGUUUCACACAGUUUUCAUUUAUUCAGCGAGAUUUCAUCGAAAUCAUCGUCGAUCAGCUAUAAAAACAAAUUUUGACAUUUUCAGCCGACAUGGUCUCGAAAUUCAAAGCGGAUUCGCUGUUCAAGGCCACCGUUCAGCCGGACGACAAGAACUCGCAACGCCACGUUCUUCUGGUGGGUGUACUGUAGCUACCGUACCCGUACAGUACCUCCAACUGCCAACUUCCAGAUCGAUCAACCCCAAUUGAACCUGUUCGCGCGCGAUUUUUACGUGGCCGCCGAGAACGAGGAGCGAAUGGCCUAUUUGCAACUGAUCCGGUCCGUUUUUGGCCUAAAAUUGACGCCUUUUCAUAGAAAUUCGGCUUUCAGCGACGUUUUGAUUCUUUUGAACGCGAAUCGAGACUCUGCGACCACCGACGCCAAAGAAAUUAUCAAUUUCGAAACCGCCCUGGCCAAUGUGAGUUUUUACGUGGCUUUUUAUGGAUAUUUCUAAAGUCGGGACGUUUUGCAACCACGUUUUUUUGCAACUACAAUUGCAAAAUGUUCAAAAGAAUCGGAAAAAUCGAUAUUAUAUUUUUUGUCGGUUUCAACGAGGUCUCUAAACGAAUUUUCGCUAAUCGAUUUUAAAAAAAAACAUGAAAAAUGGCGCUAAACUGUCCGGAAAAAGCAGUCCGAUAUUAUCGAUUCACGGAAUUUGCAGAUCACGAUGGCCGACGAGCAACGACACGACAUUGCGGAGUUGUACACGAAAGUGACGCUCGGCCAAAUGAUCCAUCAACUUCCGAACUUCAACUGGCACACUUUUUUCAAUCACAUGUUCAAGGAUCUUCACGAUAAGGUACCCACGUAUUCGUCUUUUUCUAGCGAAUUUCUAGGCAAAACUCCGGUUUCAGAAGGUUUUUGAAACGGAAAGCGCGCGUUUUUUUCGGUGCCAUUUGCAUCUACUAAUUUUUUUGAAAUUUAAAUCAACCAGCCCAAAAGAAACCGGUUUUAGUGGCUUUUUGAAACGGUUCUUCGAUUCAUUUUUCACUUUUUCUUCAGUCUGGCAAACAAAUCACAUUUGACGAAGAUACCGAAGUGGUCGUGUAUGGAUUCGAGUUUUUGAGACGGCUCGACCAGCUUCUGCCAAUGUAUCAUCCGAGGUGAACGUUUGAAUGGAUAUUGUAGACGUCUGAGUGAUCCUAUAGGUCUGGAAGUUUUUCCAAUAAAAUCUUGAGGUCUAGUAGGUCAUUUUUGCAGUUGACACUUUUUCUCUACGCCCACGCGUUGGAGUACUGUAGUCCCUUGAAGUUGGAGCUCCUAUGUAUUUCAACACCAACUUCAAAAGACUACAGUAGCCCAGGAAGUGGGUGUACAAAAAAGUUGUCAACUACAAAAAUGUAGUACUAGACUUGAUCCACAUUUUUGCAGUUGACACUUUUUCUCUACGCCCACGCAUUGGAGUACUGUAGCGCGUGGAAGUCGGAGCAACUUCAAAGACCGACAGUAGCUCAAUGCGUGGGCGUAGAGAGAAAGUGUCUAUUACAAAAAUGUAGUACUUGACCUCAAGACUUCAGAAAACACAUUUUCGAAACCGUAGGACGUUGCGCAACCGUACAAACAUCGAUUCGUUUGCAGACUGGUCAUAAACUACCUGGAAUGGUGUUGGUUCUUCAAAACAAUGCUCCGCGAUUUGCCCGAUCCGUUUGCGCUCACCAUUUUCAAGUUUUACAAGUCGUUGAAUUGUAAGUCACCUUUUUUUUCUUCGAGCUCUGCGAAACGCUAAUGGUUUCGCAGUGAUGAAUGUGCAGAAGGUGCGUUGGCACGGCUGCGUAACCCGAAUAAACAGUCUGAUGCCGAUGGCGACGUCGGCGAUUUACGUCAAGAAUCACUUUGAUCACGAGGCCAAACAACAGGUACGCUCGCGUGCGCGCAUUUUCGAGCGAAAUUUGAACUUUCAGGUCGAAGAAAUGAUCUCUCUGAUAAUGGAAUCGUUUGUGGAUCUCUUGGUCAGUGAGGAUUGGCUCACUCAGGAAACGAAACAGUUUGCGAAACAAAAGGUACCGAGAAAAACGAGGAUUUCGAGUAAUUUAAGCCAAAAACAGAGUGUGUAGCAUUUUUUUUGGAAACUUUGCACUUUCAAAAACAUGUUUUGUUGCAGGUGAACGAGAUGAAGCGAAAAAUCGGCUAUCCGGACUAUUUGAACGACCCGGCGGCCGUGAAUUUGGAGUACCGAACGUUUACGGUACGGACUAUACGGUAGCCGGAACUUUUUGGGACCGCCUGGUCCAUAGAGUUUGGCUCUAACAGGACCAUCCCUGUAUUUAUGUGUGUUUUCAGGUCUAUCCGGGACACUAUUACAAAACAAAGUUCAGUUUUUACGAGCAAUAUCAGCGGGACGUUCUGGAACGCAUCACGGAACCAGUGGACCGAGAAAGGUUUGGGUGAAACCGGGGCUGGGCAAAACAUUGGCCGGCCUUGGCUGGCCAGCGGUCGGCCAAUGGUACGGUAAACAAUUCGGUGCACUGCGCGGUGUUUGCACACAAAUGAAAUUAAAUGACGACAAAAUCGGCGAAAUUAUUUUAAAAGGAGAAAAAGACAUGCUUGAACGUAGAAAAAAUGUGAAAAGAAAGUAAGUGAGUUAAAUUUCGAUAAAAUGAAAGCUGGCAAAUUUCGAAAAUUCGCAGAAGUGAAGAGAAAAAUAAAAUAGAACGACGAGAUGCAUGAGAACGAAACGAAAGAAAAAAUGUAUGGGAACAACGUUGUGAAUCGAAUUCAUCGAAUUGAGCUUUUUUUGUGUGAAAAUAUUUGAUCAUGAAGUGAAAAAACUUUGAAAAAAAGAAAACCCUUUCGAAAACACGUUUUUUUUUCUUUAUUUAAAAUGCUUUGUGUGCAAACACCGCUCAGUGAACCGAAUUGCUUACCGUAACGCUUUUUUGCAGUGGAGCGCGCUUGCAACUAGCCCGGCCAGGGUGAAACAAUUCAAAACGUUUGGAAAGUGGAUACAUCUUCACUGUUUCUCAAACUGUUCAUUCGAGCAAAAAAUGUUCCAGUGAGCGCUGAGACACGAUAAAUUAGAAUACAUUCACUGUUUCAACCCACAAAUCACUUUAAUUGACCAGUUUCACCGCUUCCUCUUCCCGAAUAAGAUCCCUCAAAAUCCCGUCAAAAAAUCGUCGACUUUCAAACGGAAUAUCCCCAUAAAUACCCGUCCCCACAUCACUUUUUCCUCGCCACAAUUGGCCAAAUCACUGAACGAGGCCAAUCAAUUGUUCGCUCUAAUUCGAGCCGCGAGAUGAAUCAACAACCUCUACGCGGCCAAAUAUUUCUUUCAUUUGGCCAAUUUGUGCGGCCGGAAAAUGGCAAAGUUUCAUGUCGAAUUUGAAAAUUUUGCUUACAGAUGGGUGGCCGGAGCAGCAUUGGUCAACGCGUUCUACAGUCCGAAUACGAAUGAAAUUAGUGAGUUUGCAGUGCCUAAAUUCUCGAACGACUUCAAUGCGUGGGCGUAGAAAAAAGGUGUCAACCGACAAUAUCCGAUCAUCUGUUUCAAUCGCUUUUCAACAAUGAAAAAGUGGUUUCAGUGCAAUUUUUUUUCGCUCGUUCUUUUUCCCCCGAAAAACGAUCAAUCCACUCCCGUCGGCCAAUGAUAAGGUUGCGCAGUGGAUUAGGCACGGAUUAGACGUGUGAUAGUCGGCGAAACUAAUCAAAAAACGAUAAUAAGAAUGGUGAUGAGUUGUUGGCACGUACAUAGAAAGAAUCAAGAAUCAAAUGCCGCUUGUUUCCAUUUUGGAGGGAAUUUGAAAAAUUUACAGUUUCAUAGACUUUAUGUCACUGCAUUUCUUCUUUCUUCUUUUUGAUACAAACAUCUUUUCCGAUUUUCCAAGUACGUCACAACUUUUGUUAGUGGCAGACAAUGAGACAAAGAAGUAAUUUGAUAAUUAAAAAUUAAAUUUAAAAAAAAAUGUAUCCUUCUCUCGAAAAAACGUUCACAUUUUUCAAAAAAUUAUAACUUUUUUCUAAAAAAUGCUACACACCGCCACGAGCGCUUAAAAUAACGGAAACCAUCUGGAGAACAUGGCAAAACCAUAAAAUUGUUUUUAAAAAAUUAAUUGCAGUCUUCCCGGCCGGAAUCCUCCAACCAGUCUUCUACAGCAAGGACUUUCCGUCUUCGAUGAACUUUGGCGGGAUCGGAGUGGUCAUCGGACACGAAAUCACGCACGGAUUCGACGAUCGAGGUACGGUACGGGUUACUGUAGUUUCUCGCUCUCAUUUUUUUCCAACUUCCUCCUACUCAAAAUUCAUUAGAAUCCAAUUCAUUGACAUUCUCAAUUUCCUUUUCAUUUCCUUUUUCCCAAAUGUUUCAGUCAUGCAUGUUUUAUGUUUUCUUAGAAAAAUUCCUCCCCCCUCCUUUUUCCUCCUUCCCUUAUUAUUUUUGUCGUGAAUUUGGACAUGAGUCAGCGCAUUUUUGACAUUUUUCGGAUGGAAAACAACACAUUUUAGGCCGUCUCUACGACAACCUCGGAAAUAUCCGUCAAUGGUGGGACAACGCGACCAUUUCCAAGUUUGAGCACAAGGUUUUUCGAGUGGGCACGUUGUGACAAACUUUAAAAUUGCAUUGUAGGCCCAAUGCAUCGAGAAACAAUAUUCGAGUUAUGUUCUCGAGCAAAUCAACAUGCAAAUCAACGGAAAAUCGACGAAAGGAGAGAAUAUUGCUGAUAACGGAGGACUGAAACAAGCCUACCGGUCCGUUGAACCCGCUUUCAAUGAUCCGAUCGGGACCAAGCUUUGCAGACUUUUUGAACUUGGAUUGAAGUGAAUUGGGAUCCCGAAAAGACACUUGGACCCAACAUACUUCAAUCCAAGUCCAACAAGCCUGCAAAGUUUGGUCCCGAGUGGAUCAAAGCGUGCGCCGGCCGUGCACAAUCCUACAACAUCCAUUCAAUCACGUUCAGAGCGUACAAAAAGUACGAAGCGAUGCACUCGCGUCCGCCCCGUCUUCCCGGCGUCAACCUGACCCACGAUCAGCUCUUCUUCCUGAAUUACGCACAAAUUUGGUGCGGAACGAUGAACGACAAGGAGGCGAUUCGCAAACUGAGGACUUCCGAACACUCGCCCGGACCGAUCAGGUAAAUUCUGCAAUUUCCAGCUUGAAACGGUAAUUCUAAUGUUUUUCGGUGACAAAAAUGUUCGGGAAAGCGGGAAAGUUCCCUGAAAACAUGUUCAUCGAAUAUUUUCGUACAUUUCCGACGAUGUAAAUGUGUAAAUAAUAUCAGAAAUUGAGGCACUUUGGCGUCCACUCAAGCACACACAAAUUCGCCUCAUUAUGCCCUUAUUUUGGUGGAAAUUUUUGGGGAAAAUGAGAAUUUUGAAGUGUUUUGAGCACAUUUUCGAGGCCGGAGAAAAAAAAAAUCGGAUUUCCAAAAUUUCCACUGCUCAUUAGCGGAUCCGCUCGGCAAAUUCAUUAUGCAUAUUAUAUGAAUCACGCACCGAAAAAUGCGUGAUAAUCGAGAACUUUGAUGCAAACAAUUUUUUGUUUUUCACGUAGAAACGAGUGAUGCGAGUGUUUCGUCAUUCGGACGCAAAAUACGCUUUUUUGUUGAAAAUUGGAGGAAACGUUGAUUUUUUUUUGGUAGGUUUGAAAGAGGAUCGAAAAUCGCGUUGGUGUAAAUAUAGAAAACUGAGCAAAUAUAGAAGUUUUAUUAGAAAAAGAGCGAAAUUGGUUCCUGGAUAUCUUUAUGAGCUUCCGUGUUUGCAAAAAUGUUGUUUAAUUACAAAAAGUACAUUUUCGCGUGCCCGUGUUGCUCUGCGUACUGUACACAAAACCUUACGCGCAAAGUUUUUGUUUUUAGUCUCUCUUGGUUUUGUUGCAAAUAUUCAUCGUUUUCCCAUGUUUUUCUCAGUUUCAGGCCAGUUUUUGUUGAGUUAUAGCUUGGUACAGAGUUUGCGUCGGUGAGUGGCUGAUACGGAGACGAUCCGAUGAACAAAAUGGCCAAAAACAUUGGCGGUGCGUUUUUUGAAGGAAUAAGUCAAGUACUCUCCAGAAUUGUCAUUAGAUUUUGUGAGUUUCAUUUACAUCACUGUGAACGUUUUUGAAAUGGGAACGCCAAGAGUUGAAGUAAUUUGAAAACAAAAUCGGCUUGACGCUUGAAAAUACAACAUUUCCUUUUUUUUGGAGAGAACUUGACUGUUUAUUUAGAAAAACGCACCGCCAAUGUUUUAGGCCAUUUUGACCAUCGGAUCGCCGCUGUAGCAGCCGCUCGCCGACGCAAACAGUUCACCAAGUUGUAACUCAACAAGGACUGGCCUGAAACUAAAAAAAAAAUCGAAAAACGAUAAAUAUUUGCAAAAAAAUCAAGUGUAGGCAGAGCAGCACCGGCAGAAGCGAAAGUGCACGCCGACUGAGGAUCAAUCAUUUGGCGAACGUCAAAAAUCUUGCAGAGUAAAAGGACCGCUUUCGAACAGUUUCGACUUUGCGAAAGCCUACAAUUGCGUGCCGGGAAGUCCGAUGAAUCCGAUUGAUAAGUGUCGUGUCUGGUAG
Messenger RNA from Caenorhabditis sp. 36 PRJEB53466, 9227 nucleotides. The record is from the annotation of a GenBank genome assembly. Lineage: Eukaryota; Metazoa; Nematoda; Chromadorea; Rhabditida; Rhabditidae.